CGCACCGCCUUUCGCUGACCAUUAAUCACGACCUCGUCCGGCUCCGUGACGAGCAGGUGACCAGUAACAAUCACCGUGACUAUCUCCUCAGUCGCCGGCGACAACGCAACCCCCACCCGCCCGCAGUCUUCCCUCUUCAACAAGCUGAGUCCCCGCAGCCGUGUCCUCACAGGAUGCUAGUUCGGCCCCCGUCACGAGGGCCUUCAGUAAAAAAUCCGACUCCAUACCCUCCGCCAGC
Messenger RNA from Gregarina niphandrodes, 238 nucleotides. RefSeq lists its product as hypothetical. The annotation marks the transcript as partial. Lineage: Eukaryota; Apicomplexa; Conoidasida; Eugregarinorida; Gregarinidae. The record is from RefSeq and is a predicted model, not a curated record. The transcript has a single exon.